GCUGCACCGCCGGGUUGCGAGCGGCUGUGAUCGAGAGCCCAAGAGCAAGAGAGCUCGAGAGCGAGCAGCGGGCGCUUGCCCGGCGCCUCCCCUCGGCACAGCCGCGCGCCCCGCUCGUUUCUCCACCCCUCCGGCUCGGCCCGGCCCCGGCGCAGCCACAGCCCCGAGCUCUGGGGCGACGCAGGCAGCCUCGGGACUCUCCAGCGCGCCGCCGCGUCCCCAGACAAAGGCUUGGCCAGCGGCCCCGGCCCGCUGCGUCCUCGGCUCCCCGCCUCCCGGGCUCGCCGCUCUUCGCCCCCGCUCUCGGCUCGGCGCGCCCCGGCCGGCAGCAAAGUUUCCCGGCGGCGGCUGCGCCUCGCGUCAGCGAUGGCCGCGGAGCUGAGCAUGGGGCCCGAGCUGCCCACCAGCCCGCUGGCCAUGGAGUAUGUCAACGACUUCGACCUGCUCAAGUUCGACGUGAAGAAGGAGCCGCUGGGGCGCGCGGAGCGCCCGGGCCGGCCCUGCACACGCCUGCAGCCAGCUGGCUCGGUGUCGUCCACACCGCUCAGCACGCCGUGUAGCUCGGUACCCUCGUCGCCCAGCUUCAGCCCGACCGAACAGAAGACCCACCUGGAGGACCUGUACUGGAUGGCGAGCAACUACCAGCAGAUGAACCCAGAGGCGCUCAACCUGACGCCUGAGGACGCGGUGGAGGCGCUCAUCGGCUCGCACCCAGUGCCACAGCCGUUGCAGGGCUUCGACGGCUUCCGAGGCGCGCACCACCACCAUCACCACCACCACCCACACCCGCACCACGCGUACCCGGGAGCCGGCGUGGCUCAUGAAGAGCUGGGUCCGCACGCACACCCGCACCAUCACCACCAUCACCAAGCUUCGCCGCCGCCGUCCAGCGCGGCCAGCCCCGCGCAGCAGCUGCCUACCAGCCACCCUGGGCCUGGGCCGCACGCAGCGGCUGCAGCGACGGCGGCUGGCGGUAGCGGCAGCGUGGAGGACCGCUUCUCCGACGACCAGCUCGUGUCCAUGUCCGUGCGCGAGUUGAACCGCCACCUGCGGGGCUUCACCAAGGAUGAGGUGAUCCGCCUGAAGCAGAAGCGGCGAACCCUGAAGAACCGGGGCUACGCCCAGUCGUGCAGGUAUAAACGUGUCCAGCAGAAACACCACCUGGAGAAUGAGAAGACACAGCUCAUUCAGCAGGUGGAGCAGCUUAAGCAGGAGGUGUCCCGGCUGGCCCGCGAAAGAGACGCCUACAAGGUCAAGUGCGAGAAACUCGCCAACUCCGGCUUCAGGGAGGCGGGCUCCACCAGCGACAGCCCCUCCUCUCCUGAGUUCUUUCUGUGAGUCGUGGCGGGUCCGGCCCCCGCCCUUGCCCCGGCCCGGACUCCCCGUCCCAUGUUCCCAGCCCCGGACUCCCCUGGACCCUGUCCCUGCCACAGCCCCAGCCUUGACCUGUUUGACUUGAGGGAGAGGGAGGAAGGGCGCGCGGGACGCGGGCGACGGGAGGGCGCACGGGCAGGCAGGGGACCUUGGCUAAAGCAAGAGCGGCGUGCGCCAGCGCCGCCUCCUAGACUCGAGCAGACCCAGAGAGAGACGAGGGGGUGGGCAGUCCCGGAGCAACUUUUCUCCAGGCUGGAGGGCGACGAGGCAUAGUCCCGAGGACUCGCCAAAGCCGUCUAGAGACUCCUGGCUUUCUGAACUUUGUGCGUUAAGCCGGGGCCGCUGCCUGGAGCGCAGUCCAGCCCAGGAAGAGAGCAGCGAGGAGAGGAGAGGGACCCUGGCGUCCUGGCAGGCGUGAGGCGAGGCUGAGCGAAGGAAGGAAGGAAGGACAGACGGACCUGUCUGUCCAGGGUCCGGAGAACACUGGCUCUCAGCCCAGAGACGCGGGCCUCAGUUAGGACGUUCUGCGCGCAAAUCUCAUCAGUUUUAUUGCCUGCUCGAUUAUAUAGAAAAAAAAUACGAAAAUCUGCAUUAAAAAUAUUAAUCCUGCAUGCUGGACAUGUAUGGUAAUAAUUUCUAUUUUGUACCAUUUUCUUGUUUAACUUUAGCAUGUUGUUGAUCAUGGAUCAUAACCCCUGUUUCUUUGAGUGGGAAGGGAACGCAGUUAGUAAACUCCGGGGACUGCUUGCCGGUUUCAGCCCCGGCUGCCGGCUUGUAAAUACCCGCCCGCCAAACCGUCUAGAGAACGUGGAAGCGAGCAAGAGUGUCUUUGUUUGGGUUUAUUAUUAUGGCAUUUUUCUUUUUUGUAAGUAAAAACAAACAAACAAAUAAACAAACAGUUCUGAGCAUUUUGCUUCAGAAAACAAUUUGUCUUGGGGCACCUUUGGAAGUUGCCUGUUUUCUCCCCUCCCGCUGUAGUUUUCAACCUUGUGGGUUUUGAGAGAAAGAGGACUGAGGACCCAGCUCCCAAGUACCUAGGCAGGGCAGCUGUGGAGUUCCAGACCUCCAAGGGCCAGAAUGUCCUUGCUCCCACCUUGUCUGGUGGCUAAAUUGACACCUGUAACAAGAAAGGAAAGGAAAACAGAUCUAGUUUGCUUUUUAUUGCAGACAGAAUCACCCCCAGGAUCCUUUGGCAACCUUUCCAGCCCACACGAAUUGCCGGGGUCGCAGUGCCCCUUAGGGCGAGCAGCUUCGCCAGUUCGGAUACUGCCCAAUGGUGACCCGAACUUGGGUUGAACGAACCGCCACACUCAGAAAGUACUGGAAACCCAAACAUUGGCAAGUAAUUUUGCAACUUUCAAGUGCGUUCUUUAGACCAACACGUUAUGUGUGUUUCUUUCCCUGAUUUUGAGAUAUCAGGCCAGUUAUUGGUGGUGUUCCCCUCUCCCCCUUCAGUUGUUGUAUAGUAGUUAUAGGGAAGAGCUGGGUGUUUUUCUUUAUCAUUACAUUUUUUUUUCCUGCAGGUCAGUAAAAGGAUUUAAGUUGCACUGACAAAAAUACCAAAAUGAAAGCGUAUUUUUUAGUUCCCGUUUGAAAUUGCUGGCGCUGCUGGCCGGAUGCAUUUUUUGAGUUUGUAUUAGUUGAUAAAUUAACAGUAAUAACAAGAUUGUAUGAACCGCAUGGUGCUUGCAGUUUUAAAUAUUGUGGAUAUUCGUCCUGCAUCAGAAACGAGCUUUGGUUUUUACGGAUUCAACUGUGUUGAAAUCAAAUUUGCUGCAACAGAAAUUGUUUUUAUUUCAUGUAAAAUAAGGGAUCAAUUUCAAACCCUGCUUAUGAUAUGAAAAUAUUAAAACCUAGUCUAUUGUAGUUUUAUUCAGACUGGUUUCUGUUUUUUGGUUAUUAAAAUGGUUUCCUAUUUUGCUUAUUAAAA
Molecule: messenger RNA, 3304 nt
Organism: Hipposideros armiger (great roundleaf bat)
Lineage: Eukaryota; Metazoa; Chordata; Mammalia; Chiroptera; Hipposideridae
Gene: MAFB
Product: MAF bZIP transcription factor B
Exons: 1
Coding region: 367-1338 (323 amino acids)
Biological process (GO): regulation of myeloid cell differentiation; regulation of transcription by RNA polymerase II
Cellular component (GO): nucleus
Molecular function (GO): RNA polymerase II cis-regulatory region sequence-specific DNA binding; DNA-binding transcription factor activity, RNA polymerase II-specific
Source: RefSeq, a predicted model, not a curated record